This is a messenger RNA of Arctia plantaginis, 486 nucleotides long. Lineage: Eukaryota; Metazoa; Arthropoda; Insecta; Lepidoptera; Erebidae. The record is from the annotation of a GenBank genome assembly.
AUGGGAGGCGCGGGAUGGGCGCGCGGCGAAGCGCGCGUAGCUGACGAUUCUGACUUUGAAGCACUAAAAAGCCUUCUGGCUUCUGAAGUUGGUUGGAAUUUAGAGUACGAAAAGGACGGAGUGAAGGUUUGGACCGAGGAUGCCGCUCAUGGCGCGCUGCGAACUGUCAAGGUGGUGGCAGAAUUUGACGACGUGGAGCCAGAUGCCCUUUACGAUGUGCUCCAUGACCCCGAGUACCGGUCCGUGUGGGACACGCACAUGCUCGCAGCUGAAGAUGCGGGACACAUCAAUGUCAACAAUGACGUCGGGUACUAUGCUAUGUCAUGCCCGGCCCCCCUCAAGAACCGUGACUUCGUACUCCAGCGGUCGUGGCUGGACACGGGCAAUGAGAAGAUGAUCCUCAACCAUUCCGUUCACCAUAAAGAUUACCCCCCUAGAAAAGGAUAUGUCAGGUCAGUACUUCGGAUUACAAACAUGUUACAUUAA